This is a messenger RNA of Actinia tenebrosa (Australian red waratah sea anemone), 2361 nucleotides long. RefSeq lists its product as uncharacterized. The record is from RefSeq and is a predicted model, not a curated record. Lineage: Eukaryota; Metazoa; Cnidaria; Anthozoa; Actiniaria; Actiniidae.
GGGGAGAGCAAUGAAUCGCAACUAAAACUAUAAAUAAAACGAAAGUAGAUUAUUUUGAAUAUAUUACAUCAAGCCAGUUGUGAAAGAAACCACCACAAUCGGGGUUGAAAACAGAUACUCGCAAGUGAAUAAAGGCAGUUCUCAUCAUGGACGAUACGAAUGGGGUUGUAGACUCUAGUGAAGAUGAAAGUAGCGACAGUGACUGUGAAGUAUGGAGGAUUUACCGAGGAAAAGAACCUUUAAGUGCCUUUCUCGAGAUAAAUCGACCUUCAAUAGUGAGUAUUAAAGACGCCUCGUGGAUUUCUGUGUGGUCACAUAAGCAAGACGACGAAGAGCAAGACGACGAAGAGCAAGACGACGAAGAGCAAGACGACGAAGAGCAAGACGAGGAAGAAAAGGACGACGAAGAACAUAGGUCGGUACGAGCAAAUGAUGGAAAACAACAACCAGACGAAGCAGAAAAACAAACAGAUGAAGAACGAGAAGAAAAAGUACAAAACCUUGUACAAGAAGGUGGCGAAGAAGACAAAGGGCAAAUAGUUGAACUAGAAAAACAGAACAAACAACAAGAACGACAAGAACACGAACCGCGAGACAUAGAUACAGAACAAUCCAAGAGUAAAAAGCAAGAAGGUGAACUAAAAGAUACCACAGAACUCCCUCGUUGGUUAUUGUAUAUGAUCAUGAGGAAAGAAUGGAGAGAUCUGCUUAAAAAUAAACACGAUAAAAUGGUGACAAGCGAAACGCUCAAAGAGCUGGCAUUAAAAUAUAACUACACUUCAGGAAAAUGGAUGAUAUUUGCGAGCAGCAAGCAUAUAGAUGAUAUUUGGUUCACUAUCGCGAAGGCAGUUGUAGCAGGUAAACUUGGAAUGACAACAAAAGUGAGUACGAAAAACCCCCCCAAAAAAUCCCACGUAAUUUGUGUUUAUACUGAAAACUUCACAAACAAAGAUGACGUCAGAAGAGUAGAGAAAGGCCUGAGAGAUUUGGGAUUCUAUGGAAAGAUGUCGUACAAGGCUGACAUAUAUACAAUAUUAGGAAUUUAUGUGAACAAUGAUUUUGGUAUUGCUCCAACUAUUUUUAAGAGCGAAGCCGUUAAAGUAACUCGUGAUAUGAGAUAUGGAACGCGAGAAGAGACUGGGAAUACCAAAGGACGCGAAGUCCAUCACGUAGAUUGUAAGAGCUAUGAUGGUAAAGAAUCUCUUGAUUUGUUCUUGGAAGGAAACAAGCCUUCGCAGAUAAAUGGUAGAGAUGCUCUGUGGAUAUCUGUGAGUAAUACACACCAAGAUAGCCCCUUUUGUCGUGAUAUGCUUGUAAAAAUCGAGGAUGAAUGGAAAGAACUACAAAAGAAGAGGGGAAUAAAAUUGUUUGGAGCACAACUCCUCAGAGACCUUGCAUACAAGUAUGGGUACAUGUCUGGAAAAUGGAUGAUAUUUACAAGCAGAUAUGAAGUAGAUGAUCUUUGGUUUUCUGUUGCCAAAGCUGUUAUUGCAGGCAGCCUUGGAAACGAAGCAAAAGUCAGCACGAAAAAGCCAAACGAAGAACAUGUGAUCUUUGUCUACACUAAAGACUUCACAGAUGAACCCGAUGUCAGAAGAGUGGAGAGAAGCCUGAGAAACGCGGGUAUUCGAACAUGGAUGUCUUACAAGCCUGAUAUCUACACAAGUCUGGGGAUCUCAGCUAAAAAUGCCCUUGGUAUUUCUCCAACUAUCUUUACUAGUAAGACUGUUCAUUACCGAUCACAACACCGAUACUAGUGUGUUUUUCAGUUUACGUCAUGCUAAAAAGGACGACGUAUGACUAUGAGAACUCAUGGUCAUUCGUCGUGCUUUUUUAUUGGUUAAAUAGAGAUGACGCACUUUGGUUACACACUCUUGCGCCUUACUUUGUUACAAGGGCCUACUUGCUCAAAGGUGGCAUGACCAAGUUAUAAAAAUAAUUUUAAAUGGAUGUGUCUUGGAAGAAAAACAUUGCUUCUUUUCUUGUAAGCAGACCCUGAGUUGAUUUAGCGGAGAAGUAAGUGCUGCAAUAGAAUCACCUUCAAAAAUUACCAUUUGAAUUAUAUUCUAAUGUAUUAAUUUAAUAGCCUUAACCCUUGGCCAAGUAUUAUAUAACGAGUUUUCCCAUUUCAAUCUGUUUGAUAAAAUAAUUUUCUUUGUCCUUUAAUAUCUAGAAAGAACUAAUAUUCGAUAUUAAAAAGAUAUUUUGGUAAUAAUCACUGGAACCUGAUUUGUUUCUAUAACAACCAUGAAGAUUCAAAACUUUUACCACAGCGAUCCCAGAUGCUGUUUCUUGCAAAUAAUAGAUGACUAUCUUUGAAAGCUUGCUAUUAAUUUCUGUGUAAUAAAAUUUGUCUCUGGU